Messenger RNA from Elgaria multicarinata webbii, 5020 nucleotides. RefSeq names its product ATP binding cassette subfamily C member 9 (gene ABCC9). Gene Ontology annotation, molecular function: ATP binding; ABC-type transporter activity; sulfonylurea receptor activity. Gene Ontology annotation, biological process: transmembrane transport; potassium ion transport. The transcript has 39 exons. NCBI's taxonomy places the organism in Eukaryota, Metazoa, Chordata, Lepidosauria, Squamata, Anguidae. The record is from RefSeq and is a predicted model, not a curated record. Gene Ontology annotation, cellular component: membrane. The coding region runs from base 108 to 4838 and encodes 1576 amino acids.
GAUCUAUCGCUGUCGUCCGAACGAUAUCCGUCAAACCGGGAGAAGCGCUACUCAGCAUUUUGUGUGAGGGUGUGUGCCUGUGAAGCACAUCUAUCUCAGAGGAAGUAAUGAACCUUUCAUUCUGUGGCGACGACAGCCCUUCUGCCUAUAACAUCAGCGCAGGCUUCUUAAGUAAUGUCUGCUUCCUGGAUGCCCUCAAUUUGGUUCCUCACGUUUUCCUCUUAUUUAUCACUUUCCCCAUAUUGUUCAUUGGAUGGGGAAGCCAAAGCUCUAAGGUUCAGAUCCAUCACAACACAUGGCUACACUUCCCUGGACACAAUCUACGAUGGAUCCUGACGUUCACCCUCUUGUUUGUGCAUGUCUGUGAAAUAGGAGAGGGCAUCGUUUCAGAUACACAGUUAAAUACUCGCCAUCUGCAUCUCUUCCUUCCUGCUAUAAUGGGAUUUGUAGCUGCAACAACAUCUAUAGUGUAUUACCACAAUAUUGAGACAUCAAAUUUUCCAAAACUACUUCUAGCUCUCUUUCUGUACUGGAUCAUGGCCUUUGUCACCAAAACCAUCAAGCUGGUCAGAUAUUGCGAAAAAGGGAUCUAUUUUGGUCAGCUGCGUUUCUGCAUCACCGGAAUUAUGGUUGUGCUCUACGGGCUGUUAAUGGCAGUCGAGAUCAAUGUCAUACGUGUGAGGAGAUAUGUAUUCUUCCCGAACCCACAAAAGGUAAAGCCUCCGGAAGAUCUUCAGGAUCUGGGCGUGAGGUUCCUCCAGCCCUUUGUCAACUUGCUGUCCAAGGCAACGUAUUGGUGGAUGAACACACUCAUCAUAACGGCCCACAGGAAGCCAAUUGACCUGAAGGCGAUUGGGAAACUACCAAUAGCAAUGCGAGCACUUACAAACUACGUCUGCUUGAAAGAUGCUUACGAGGAGCAAAAGAAAAAAGUGGCUGACCAUCCGAAUCGCGUCCCCUCCAUCUGGCUAGCUAUGUAUCGGGCUUUUGGGCGGCCGAUCCUUCUCAGCAGCACGUUCCGUUAUUUAGCUGACCUUUUGGGGUUUGCUGGACCACUCUGCAUUUCUGGCAUCGUUCAUAGUUUCUCCAGUGACACCUCAAACAAUGAGACCUUAUUCAACAACACCUCAUUCAUUGACACCUCAGACAAUGAGACCUUACUCAGCGACACCUCAUUCAAUGCCACCAAGACCUCUAGUGUUUCUAUAGAGCCAUUCCUCACUUCAAGCGAUUUCCUCAAAACCAAUUAUGUCUUGGCCGUCCUCCUCUUCCUCGCCCUCAUCUUGCAAAGGACAUUUCUCCAGGCCUCCUACUACGUUACCAUAGAAACAGGCAUCAAUCUACGCGGGGCUUUACUGGCGAUGAUCUAUAACAAGAUCCUGCGACUUUCCACAUCCAACUUGUCUAUGGGAGAGAUGACCCUGGGGCAGAUCAAUAACUUGGUUGCCAUAGAAACAAAUCAACUCAUGUGGUUCUUGUUCCUGUGUCCCAACCUAUGGGCUAUGCCCGUUCAGAUCAUCAUGGGUGUGAUCUUACUCUACUACUUACUAGGGUACAGUGCCUUGGUUGGCGCGGCUGUCAUUGUACUGCUGGCUCCGAUACAAUAUUUCAUAGCGACAAAGCUGGCUGAGGCUCAGAAAAGCACCCUUGACUAUUCUACAGAGCGGCUGAAGAAAACCAAUGAGAUACUCAAAGGCAUCAAACUGUUAAAGCUGUAUGCUUGGGAAUACAUAUUCUGCAGAAGCGUGGAGGAUACAAGAAUGAAGGAGCUUACAAGCCUCAAAACCUUCGCUCUUUACACAUCUCUCUCUAUUUUUAUGAAUGCAGCUAUACCCAUUGCAGCUGUUCUUGCGACCUUUGUGACCUACACGUAUGCUGUAGAUAAACUAACUACAGCCCAAGCCUUUGCAUCGCUGUCGCUAUUUCACAUUCUGGUCACUCCACUGUUCCUGCUCUCUACUGUCGUUAGAUUUGCUGUCAAAGCCAUCAUUAGUGUGCAAAAAUUGAAUGAGUUUCUCAUAAGUGACGAGAUUGGGGACGACAGCUGGAGGAACGGUGACAGCGCCUUAGCAUACGAGUCUUGCAAGAAGCACACUGGAUUUCACCCCAAAGCCAUAAAUCGGAAGCAGCCCUUGAGACAGCAACUGGACAGCUAUGAGCACCAACUAAGGAUACCAACUCGUCAUAUAGACAUAGAUGACUGUGCGAUCAAGGUAACCAAUGGAUACUUCUCAUGGGGAAGUGGUUUAGCCACUUUAUCCAACAUUGAUAUCAGAAUCCCAACAAGCCAAAUGACCAUGAUUGUGGGCCAGGUUGGUUGUGGCAAAUCAUCUCUUCUUCUUGCUAUCCUUGGCGAGAUGCAAACCUUGGAAGGCAAAGUUCGUUGGAGCCGCGUAAAUGAAACUGAGCCUUCUGUUGAAGCAAAUCGGAGGAACCAAUACUCCGUGGCGUAUGCAGCCCAGAAGCCCUGGCUCCUGAAUGCUACUGUGGAGGAAAACAUUACCUUUGGGAGCCCAUUUAAUAAACAGAGGUACAAAGCCGUCACAGACGCUUGCUCUCUGCAGCCGGACAUUGACCUGCUGCCGUUUGGAGAUCAGACGGAAAUUGGAGAAAGGGGAAUUAACUUAAGCGGAGGCCAACGGCAACGCAUCUGUGUCGCUCGAGCACUCUACCAGAACACCAACAUCGUCUUCCUGGAUGACCCAUUUUCUGCCUUGGAUAUUCACCUGAGUGAUCACCUGAUGCAAGAAGGUAUCCUGAAAUUCCUUAAGGAUGACAAAAGGACACUUGUGUUAGUGACUCAUAAAUUGCAGUACCUGCCACAUGCUGACUGGAUCAUUGCCAUGAAAGAUGGGACUGUGCUUAGAGAAGGGACAUUGAAAGACAUACAAACGAAAGACGUUGAACUGUAUGAACACUGGAAAACUCUGAUGAAUCGCCAAGAUCAGGAAUUAGAAAAGGAUUUGGAAGCUGACCAAACCACUCUGGAAAGGAAGACUCUCCGGAGAGCCAUGUACCCAAGAGAAUCAAAAGCACAGCUAGAAGAUGAGGAUGAAGAGGAAGAAGAGGAGGAGGAGGAAGAUGACAACAUGUCGACGGUGAUGCGCCUCAGGACGAAGAUGCCGUGGAAAACCUGCUGGCUGUACCUGACCUCGGGAGGGUUCCUCUUACUCUUCCUGAUGAUCUUCUCCAAACUCUUGAAGCACUCCGUCAUCGUUGCAAUUGAUUACUGGCUGGCUCAGUGGACGUCAAAGAACGGAACUCAGGGCUUUUGUCUCACACAGGCUUGCAACGUAGCAGUGUUCACCGCCCUUAGCGGUGCAGGAAUUGUCCUUUGCCUUGUCACAUCUUUGACGGUGGAAUGGAUGGGCCUCACGGCAGCUAAGAACCUUCAUCAUGAUCUCCUCAACAAGAUCAUCCUUGGACCAAUCAGAUUCUUUGACACAACACCCUUGGGGCUGAUUCUUAACCGGUUUUCUGCCGAUACGAAUAUUAUUGAUCAGCACAUUCCACCAACCCUGGAGUCCCUGUCACGAUCCACCUUACUCUGCCUGUCUGCGAUCGGGAUGAUUUCAUACACCACUCCGGUGUUCAUGGUUGCUCUCGUGCCUCUUGGGAUAGCCUUCUACUUCAUCCAGAAAUACUUCCGAGUUGCAUCCAAGGACCUUCAGGAGCUUGAUGAUAGCACACAGCUACCUCUCCUCUGCCACUUUUCAGAGACAGCGGAAGGCCUCACCACCAUCAGAGCGUUCAGGCAUGAACCCAGAUUUAAACAGCGUAUGCUGGAACUGACGGACACUAACAACAUUGCAUACUUGUUUCUGUCAGCUGCCAACAGAUGGCUGGAGGUUAGGACGGAUUAUCUGGGUGCUUUCAUUGUUCUCACUGCAGCCGUGGCCUCCAUUUCUCGAGGUCCUACCGCCGGCCUCGUUGGACUGGGUCUCCUCUAUGCAUUGACGAUCACAAAUUAUUUGAACUGGGUGGUGAGGAAUCUGGCUGACCUGGAAGUGCAAAUUGGUGCCGUGAAGAAAGUGAACAGUUUUCUCAACAUGGAGUCGGAGAACUAUGACGGCACCUUGGAUGUUUCUCAAGUCCCCAAGGACUGGCCGCAAGAAGGGGAAAUCAAGAUUGAAAACCUGUGUGUCCGAUACGAAAACAAUCUGAAGCCGGUUCUCAAGCAUGUCAAAGCUUACAUCAAACCGGGCCAGAAGGUUGGGAUCUGUGGUCGCACUGGAAGUGGAAAAUCAUCACUGUCCUUGGCUUUCUUCAGAAUGGUAGACAUAUUUGACGGGAGGAUUAUUAUCGAUGGGAUUGACAUUUCAAAGCUGCCCCUCGAUAUGCUGCGUUCCAGGCUGUCCAUAAUCCUCCAGGAUCCCAUAUUGUUCAGUGGUUCCAUUCGCUUUAAUCUGGAUCCUGAAUGCAAAUGUACAGAUGAUAUACUUUGGGAAGCUCUGGAGAUCGCCCAGUUGAAGAACAUGGUCAAGUCUUUGCCGGGGGGCCUAGAUGCUGUAGUAACAGAAGGGGGUGAAAACUUUAGCGUGGGCCAGAGGCAGCUCUUCUGCCUGGCCAGAGCCUUUGUACGCAAGAGCAGCAUCCUCAUCAUGGACGAAGCUACAGCCUCCAUCGAUAUGGCCACAGAAAACAUUUUGCAGAAGGUUGUGAUGACCGCCUUUGCAGAUCGCACGGUGGUAAUAAUAGCUCACCGGGUCCACACCAUCCUGACUGCAGACCUGGUCAUCGUGAUGAAAAGAGGGAUCAUUUUGGAAAAUGACACACCUGAGAACCUCCUGGCUCAAGAAGAUAGCAUCUUUGCAUCUUUUGUUCGGGCUGACAUGUGAAAGAGCCACUAAAUUGCAUGUUAUUGGCUUCGUUAAUGCCUGAUUUUUUCCCCAGGAAAUGUGGGGAGGGGAAAUCUUUUCUAUAUACUGUAGCAUCACUGAAAAUUUUGCCGAGAAUUUUUGCAUUUGUAACUUUUAUAAAAUUGAAACUUAUUAUGUAUGCUUCAAAGCAAUAAAUUCUU